GUUGAAGUUCUUUUGAGAAACGUAGCGCGGCGACCGUCGGUGAGAGAAAUUAGUUGCAAUCUCAUCAUACUUUUAAAUUAAACUGACUGGAAAGUAGGAAUCUGGAUACUGUUUUCCAAGAAAAAAACCAUUAGUUUGGAACUGGAGGAUUUCUUUGCAUCAGACAGUAAGAUGAAAGAAUCAACAACAGAUGGUGAAUGUGACAAGGCAGUGGCGCCACAACUGAAGAGGCUAGAUGAAAUUAAGGCAGAACCUGACAAUGCUCAGGAGUAUUGUCAAGCCCAACAGCCCAAAACUCAGGAGAAUGACCUGAAAAUAAACACUACGUUUUCAGACAAUGCUUCUCCGAUGACUACAGGCAUUCAGCUUUCUCUGGCAUCAUCUGGCAUGAAUAAGAUGCUUCCCUCAGUUUCAACCACAGCUAUUCAGGUUUCCUGUUCUGGCUGUAAAAAAAUUCUUCAAAAGGGGCAAACUGCUUAUCAGAGGAAAGGGUCUACUCAGCUUUUCUGCUCCACACCGUGCAUCACUGAAUACAUUUCAUCUCUCAAUUCACCAGCUCUUCCGAAGAGAACUUGUUCAAACUGCUCAAAAGACAUUGUAAAUCUAAAGGAUGUGAUCAGUAUGCAGCUGGAAGAUACUACCACUAGCAAAACUUUUUGCAGCCAAUCUUGUCUUUCAUCAUAUGAAGAAAAAAGAAAACCAUUUGAUACCAUAUGUACUAAUAGCAUUCCAGCCAAGUGCAGCAUGUGUCAGAAGACUACUGUUAUUCAGUAUGAAGUAAAAUACCAGAACAUGAAACGUAGUCUUUGCAGUAAUGCCUGUUUUUCAAAGUUUCACUCUGCUAACAACCUCAUCAUGAACUGUUGUGAGAACUGUGGAGCUUACUGUUCCACUAGCUCUAGUCUGUUCCAUAUACUUCACAUGGAAGCACAGUCUCAUUACUUUAAUAGUUCAAAGCGUAUUACAGCAUAUAAGCAGAAACCAGCCAAAACACUUACAUCUGUUCUUUGCAAAUCACUGAAACCCUCAGACGAAAUGAUUGAGACUACCAAUGACUCGGGGAAGACAGAGCUUUUCUGCUCUGUUCAUUGUUUCUCUGCUUACAGUAAAGCUAAGAUGGAAUCUUCUACAGUAAAUGUUUCCAUGGUGCAUGAUGCUUCAACAGAUCUCCUUUCUCCGAAGAAAGAUACAACUCCAGUUAUAAGCAAUAUAGUGUCAUUGGCAGAUACUCAUGAAGCCCUGCCCGUCAUGAACUCUGAUGUAUUACAAGGUACAGUUUCUUCAGUAACAGCAAAUGUUGAGGAUAUUUCUAAGACUUCACCCAGUGAAUCAAGUAAUGGUGUUGCUAAUAGUAAUGUGGAACAGCCAAGCCUUGCACCAUCUUCAUCAGUACUCAGUCAGCAUACAACUGGCUCCAGUGUAGAAGUACAAAAAGAUCAUGUGUCAAACCAAGAUGCUACAAACAGUAUGAAAUCCAUGAAAAUAAGAGAUGGACUACGUCACCCAAAAUUUACAUCCAAAGUACAAAAAGUUAAAGGUCAUGGAUGAAAAUCAGUGGGACGUCUGAUGGCCUUGAGAAUAGAUCUCCCAAAUCAACAGGUUUCCACUGGAAAGCAUGGCUGGCCAAUUUGAAAACUGCAGCCAAAAAGUGACCUGGAGAUGCCAAUUUGCAGGUGAGUUAAGGGGACUGUGCUAAAUUCCAAAUUUGUUGGAGUAAUCUAGGUCCUUAUGGGCUCUUGAAACUAACAAAUGUAAGCUUCAUUCCAAAACAGAACCCUUUCAAGGAGAAACUGCUGGCUGUAUACACCAAAUUCUGCAGGACAGGGACAAUAGGGUCAAAGGAAAGACAGUGUAUGGUGUGAAGUGAGGGAGAGAGGCAAAGGAAGCAGGUCUCAGAACUAGGUCAUUUAUUUUAGUCACUUUGUGAAAAUAACAGUAUUUCAUGAACCUUGAAGACGGAAAAGUUAAUUCUGUCUCAAAAGUACAGGUAAAUGUUUCACUUAAAACUUAGCAACAGAAAAGAAUUGUGAAAUAUACAAAAUUAUAAGAAUAAAGAACAGUAAAUCCUUACAAAACAAAAACCUGUUUCAAACCAAGCUAAAAGAAAUUAAAUGAUAAAAGCUAUAAAAGAACUAUAAACAAGAAUUAGAAAAACUCAGAUGAGUGGAUAAAAGAAAGGUUUAAAAAGAUAAAUGACAAGAAUUCAGGAAAGCAUUAGAAAUUAAAAGAAAUAAAAGUCACUGUAAAAGUGAAAACUAAUCUAGAAGGAACUCAAAAGUGAAUAAACAAUGGAUAAUCCCUAAGAGAAAUAGAGGGUGGAAAUGGAAAGAAGGAAAAUGUUUUAAAUCAAGAGAAGAGUGAUAUCACAUAUUGAAAACCUGAUAUCCAUAUAAAUAGAGUCUGCAAAGAAAUCCAAAGCAAUGGGAAAGAGCAAAUACUAAAAACUAUGUGCCAGUUAUUAUGCUAUUUUCUAUGCACCCACCCCUCUAUACUCGGCUUUGUGGUGAUCAUUUCUGCUUUAGCAGGAUUUAUGUUAGCCUCUGCCAAUAGGAGUCACUAGAGGGAGACUGCAAGUCUGAAGGAAAGGAUUUGUUCCAUCCUGUCUACUUUCUGUGAGCUUUAUGUCUGCUUGUGGUUCUUGUGAGCAUUAUGCCAGCAAUGCUGUUUUCAUCCAGCACUUCCUUCCCUAGCAGCAGCUGAAUGUGGUUGCAGUUUCUAUUACACUUGCAGAAGCCUUAUCGUCAUGCUUCCUUCUGUCAGAGACACCUGCAGCCCCUCUUCAGGGAUCUAGGUCUUAGGCCCAAGCUCAGAGACCAGCACCAGCAUCAUCCCUCCUCAGAGCUGUAACUUCCAGCUCCAUGAGGCCCCUCUAAAUUUAAAUUCCUAUCUCCUUUCUUUGUUCUCUCAUCUCAGGAUAUUAGCUGCUACCUCCAUGACAUCUUGAUGUUCUCUUUAUCCUUUCAGUAACUUAGUUGACUUUAUACUUAACGUGUUUUUACAUUCUCUCUGUUCAGAUAACUAGUAUGGCUUCUGCUUCCUGACUGAACCCUGGCUGAUGCACUGAAUUCAAGAGAACUUGCUUGAAAUUAGAAAGACUUUAUGUAUUGAAAAGACACACUGUGCACCUAGGAACACUGACCCAGGAUGGUCAGUGCUGAGUAAUGGCCUAAAAAAAGAAUGAAAAAAUUUUUAAAGGGUUUUUUGAAGAAAAAGUCCUUUGAGAGUCCAUGCCAAAAAAAAAAAAAAAAAAGCAGGUAUAGGGAAGGUAAAUCCGAUUAUUUUCACACUUUUCCAUAAUGACACUCUAUGCCAAAAGACAAUGAAGUAAUGUGAACUUAGGAUUUUAUAUCCAACCAAAUGGACUUUAAAGCGUAAGAGUCACAGGCUAUCAUCAAUAUGCAAAUUCAUGGAACAUUGUUUCCAUGACCCCUACCUGAGGAAUGUAUUAGAAUAGGGUUCAGAUAACCAGAUUGACUGAGAGGCACUGAUGUAGAGCAUGGUAAAGUUUUGCAAGUAUUAAAUGACGAAUAAAAUUAAAAUAGUACCUUGUUUAAUUAAUGCAUCUAGGCAGUGAUCAUCAUUGGCUGCUAACAUCACUAAUACAGCCAGACAUUGUGUACUUCUAAUAGACAUAUUCACCAGCUGAGAUAUGCAUCCUUCUCAGAGGUCUGAAUUUAAGGACUCUUCUUCCAGGCUUCUAAGUAUUAAUAAUUCCAACUUCUCUUUUUUCUCCCAGUCCUAGCAGCUUCCUACAGUUGCUGCUGCUGUAAUACCUUAGUGCUCUAGCCUUUCUAGUUCUAUAGUUCAAACAACAUGUGGUUCCAGUCUCCUGGCUGGACUUUGACUGAUAUAGCACUACCUAUGAAGUAAUCUUGCCAAAUAAUUUGAUCUUGAAUCUUAUCAAGACCCUAGAUCUAGCUGCAUGUUUACUGGAAAUACAGUGGGUCAGAGGAACAUAUUAAACAACAUCAAUGGGAUUAACCAGCAAAAUCCAAAUGCUAGGAGACUGCACAGGAUAAACAAAAAACUUUAACAAAAACUUACAAGGAAAACAUAAGAUGGCAGAGAAUCCUAUAGAUUAAAGAAGUAGGAGUCAUGUCAAUGAAUUGCAGUGUGUAAACCAUGUUUAGAUCUUUAAGCAACUGUGAACAAUGGAUAUUUGUAAUGACGUUGUGGUUAUGUGUUUUUUUUUAAGUCACUUUUAGGGACUUCCCUGGUGGUGCAGUGGUUAAGAAUCUGCCUGCCGAUGCAGGGGACACAGGUUCGAGUCCUGGUCCGGGAAGAUCCCACAUGCCGCGGAGCAACUAAGCCCGUGCGCCACAACUAAUGAGCCUGCGUUCUAGAGCCCACAAGCCACAACUACUGAGUCUGCGUGCCACAGCUACUGAAGCCCGCGUGCCUAGAGCCCAUGCUCUGCACCAAAGAGAAACCACUGCAAUGAGAAGCCAACACACCACAACGAAGAGUAGACCCCUUGCCACAACUAGAGAAAGCCCGGGUGCAGCAACGAAGACCCAACGCAGCCAAUAAAUAAAAAGUCACUUUUAGACAAAAAUACUUCAGGAAUUAGUGGAUGAAAUUACAUGAAAUCUAGGGCUUCAGAAUAAUAACGGGAGGGGGGGGAGUACUUGAGGGUCAAGAUGAAACAAGAUUGUCCGUGAUUUCAUAGUUGUUGAAUCUAGGUGGUAGGUACAUAGGGAUUCAUUGUAUUGUUACUCAGCUUUCUUUUUUGGCUGCAUUGGGUCUUCAUUGCUGCGCACGGACUUUCUCUAAUUGUGGUGAGCGGGGGCUACUCUUCAUUGCGGUGAGCGGGCUUCUCCCUGUAGUGGCUUCUUUUGUUGCGGAGCAUGGGGUUUUGGUGCACGGGCCUCAGUGGUUGUGGCUCACAGGCUCUAGAGCACAGGUUUAGUAGUUGUGGCGCACAGGCUUAGCUACUACGCGGCACGUGGCAUCUUCCCGGACCAAGGCUCGAACCCGUGUCCCCUUCAUUGGCAGGCGGAUUCUUAACCACUGCGCCACCAGGGAAGUCCCUGUUACUGAGCUUUUACAUGUGAAGUUUUCUAUUAUAAAAAUUUUUUUAAGUGAUGCACUAUUACCCAUUCCAGUUCAUCUCAAGAAUGUAAAGGUGUUUCAAUAUUAGGAAAUUUAUUUAUGAAAUGCAACAAAAUAUAUCAAAUUAAGAAAAUGAUAUCAAUAUAUACAAUAAAAGCAUUGAUAAAGCUUUAACUUUUGUGCCUGAUUUUUAAAACCUUGGUAAAAUUAGAAUUAAAGGUUUUUUCUGUUAACAAUAAAAUGUUGGUAAUAUAUUUAUUAAUGUGUAUGUAUAGACCUAGACAAUAGUAUGUAUAACAUCAUGCUUAAAGGUGAAAUACUGGGAGCACUACCACAAAAGUAUCAGAAACAAGACAUAGAUACUAUCAACCAUCUUAUGUAACACUUUUAAAUUAAGAUAUUUUUAGAUAAAGUAGCAAGAAAUAAUACAGAAGGAUCUCAUAUAUCGUUCACCCAGCUUCCCCCUAUGGUAACAUCUUGCAUAACUAUAAUACAGUAUCACAACAGGAAUUUAAACAUUGAUACCAUCCACUGAUCUUAUUCAGAUUCACCAGUUUUACAUGUACUCGUGUACUUGUGUUUACUUUUAUGCAGUUUUAUCAUGUAUGGAUUUAUGUAAUCACCACUAUAGUCAAGAUACGAAACAAUUCCACCAACACAGUGCUCCCUUGUGAUACUUUUAUAAGUACACCAACCUUCCUCUCUCCCUUCUAUCCCUAACCAUUGGCAACUACUAAUCUAUACUCCAUCUCUAUAAUUUUGUCUUUUCAAGAAUGAAUGGAAUCAUAGAGCAUAUAGCCUUUUGGGACUGCUUUUUUCACUCAGCAUAAUACCCUUAAAAUCUACCCAAGUUGUUAACGUGUCUAAAUAGUCCACUCCUGUUUGUCCCUGAAUAAUGUUAUUGAUGUACUUGUUUAACAGUUCACUAUUUU
Molecule: messenger RNA, 5984 nt
Organism: Globicephala melas (long-finned pilot whale)
Lineage: Eukaryota; Metazoa; Chordata; Mammalia; Artiodactyla; Delphinidae
Source: RefSeq, a predicted model, not a curated record